CUAAAAGCACCGGCAUUUUGAUUAAAGUUUGACUAAACCAUUUUUUUUUAAAAAACCCUAUUUUAAGGAGAAUCAAAUCAAAAUGAGUACUAAAAAUUAGAAAAUCUUCUAGGUAACUGAUCAAUUUAUCGUUGGAAAUUAUAAGGUCAGUGCUGAGGGCUCUGGAUAGUUAGUAAUUCAAAGUCGAAUUUCAAAAUCGGGAAAUAUCAAAGCAAUAACGAAAGGCAGCGCUGCCGACGUCCCUGCUGUUGUUCAGCACUAAGUGCACCGGCAAAAGUGCCGUACGAUGUGGCCGGUCUGAGAUUCAAAGCUAAAUUUAUCUAGAUUUCACAUUGGGUUCACCCCUUCCCCACGGUACAGCGACCACGACCCACCCCACCGUAUCAUCAAUCAGCUUGGCUAGCCGCCGAACGCCGACAUGGCGAUGCCAUCGAUCUCAACGAUAUUGGGCGUGGUAUUCCUGGCCUACAUCGCCCAUUCCAUCUACCAGAUGUCGCAGCUCUUCACGACGCUGAGCUGCACGGCCCAGCCGUGCUACACGUCCUUCCUGGCGGAGAAGCCGCGCAUGCAGCUGGCGCUCUUCACCUCGCGCACACUGCAGCCGAUUGCCAGCGAGGUACAGGACAUCUACAAGGCGAAGCGCUUCGACUACAGCCGCCCCUUCGAGCACGACUUUGAGGUGGAGGUGCCGUUGCGGACGCGCCGCAACGGCACGCUCUACAUGCAUGUGGUCCUGGCGCUGGAGGGUGAGCCGCUCGAGUGGCGCAGCCUUCGCCGCGACGGUCCCACCGUCCUGCACACGCUCAGUCUCACCGAUUACAUGGUGCCCCGUGCCGAGGCAUUUAAUCUGCUGGGACGAGACGGCGGAUAAGCCUAAGCUGGGCGGAGGAGGAAAAUCUGUGCAGGGUAAGGUGGCUGGCAAGCAGGGAGCAGCCGCCGGACGACCCAGCACCCACAUGAGGUCCAAUGUGUAUGUGACACUGCUGACGGAUCUGUUCUCGGUGUCGCAGGCGGAUGUGCCGCCGGAGAUGGCCCAGCUGAUACGCGUCAAUCGGAUGCAGCAGAUCCUGCCCAUACUCCAGACGGACACGUUCAACACACGCAUGAAGGACCUGGUGGCCAUCACGCGCAACACAACCGAAUUCACAUUCAGCUUCCACUACAAGCCCGUGGGCGUGGGCAAGCUCCGCCUGAUGCUGCUCAUGGAGCACGCCACCCAGGCGCUGCUCACGAUCGGCUUUGCCACCAAGGACAUUGACGAGGUCAAGGGCAUAUUCUCCGACACGAACGUCUAUCUGCUAUGCGGCACCAUCUUAGUGUCCAGCAUUCAUAUGCUCUUCGAUUUCCUCAGCUUCAAGAAUGACGUCUCCUUCUGGCGCCAGAAGCAGUCGUACGAGGGCCUCUCCACCCGCACCACCCUGUGGCGGGCCUUCUCGCAGUUUGUGAUCUUUCUGUAUCUGCUGGACGAGAACACCUCGUAUCUGGUGAUAGUGCCCGUCGGCCUGGGCACCCUCAUCGAGCUGUGGAAGAGCAAGAAGAUACUGCGCCUCGAGCUGAGCUUCAGCGGCUUUGUGCGCCGCAAGCUGGAGAAGCAGACGGACGACGAGCAACCGAAUGGCCAGCUGGCCGAACAGCAGACGGAUCAGUUUGAUCGCCAGGGCAUGCGGUACCUCAGCUAUCUGCUCUAUCCGCUGUGCCUGGGCGGGGCCGUCUACUCGCUGCUGUACCAGCCGCAUCGCUCCUGGUACUCCUGGACCCUCAACUCCAUGGUCAACGGGGUGUACGCCUUUGGCUUCCUGUUCAUGCUGCCCCAGCUGUUUGUCAACUACAAGCUCAAGUCGGUGGCUGCCUUGCCCUGGCGCUCCUUCAUGUACAAGGCCUUCAAUACGUUCAUCGAUGACUUUUUUGCGUUCAUCAUCACGAUGCCGACGGCUCAUCGUGUGGCCUGCCUGCGCGACGACAUUGUCUUCCUUAUAUAUUUAUAUCAGCGCUGGCUCUAUCCCGUCGACAAGACUCGCCUGGAUACGGGUUUGGCAAUCACCGAAACGGCACCAGGACCGGCGACGGCAACACCAGCAGCAGCUGUAGCCGCAGCAGCCACUGAGCCACGAACUGCGGCUAGCCGGAAGAAGCGCAACUGAAAGAUGCAUUUGAUAAAUGGAGAGACAGAAAGUAGAUUGCACAUUCCAUUCCGUCUUUAGCUGCUAGGUCUAGCCUAAGAGCGUGGUCAAUUUUUAGCCCCUAGAUUUGAUAAAAUCCUCAACAACUCCGUCAAGUAGAAUUUGUAGCAACAAAAGAACAAUUAAAAAACAAAAACAAAAAGAAGGCCCCCCAAAAGGCCCUUUGAUGUAGUC
This is a messenger RNA of Drosophila obscura, 2354 nucleotides long. RefSeq names its product cleft lip and palate transmembrane protein 1-like protein. NCBI's taxonomy places the organism in Eukaryota, Metazoa, Arthropoda, Insecta, Diptera, Drosophilidae. The transcript is spliced from 2 exons. The coding region runs from base 726 to 2141 and encodes 471 amino acids. Gene Ontology annotation, cellular component: membrane; endomembrane system. The record is from RefSeq and is a predicted model, not a curated record.